AUGAGGUUGAAGAUUUUGGCGGUCGGCGUUUCCUCGAGCUCGGCGGCUUCGUCCUGCAACGUGCUCGGCCAGUCUCUCGUCAUCUUCUCUGCUUGGACGGUCCAAAAUCAAAAAGAGCACGUCAAAUCUCGACAAAAGAGCAGCUGGAAGAUUGAUAUUUUCGUUUGGCGACAUCUUGGUGUUGUAUCUUCCGUAAAGCGGGUUAGCAGCUGCCAAAAUCGAUGCCCUGGCGUUCAGGGUGGUGGUGAUUCCAGCCUUGGAGAUAGAAAUCGUCUGCUGCUCCAUCACUUCGUGAAUAGCAGUCCGGUCAGACUCCUCCAUCUUGUCGAACUCAUCAAUACAGCAGAUACCAUUGUCGGCCAGCACCAAGGCACCUCCUUCCAGAACCAUCUCGUCGGUGAUUGGGUCUCUCAUCACGGCUGCAGUCAAUCCGACUCCAGAAGAACCUUUACCGGUAGUGUACACACCUCUUGGAGCGAUGGUAGAGAUGGACUUGAGCAGCUGCGACUUGGCGACUCCGGGAUCUCCCAUCAGCAACACGUUGAUAUCACCUCUAAUUCUCAUUCCGUCGCCCAUCUCCUUUGGAGAAGCCCCAACAAGAAGCAGCAAGAGAGCUUUCUUGAUGUCUGUAUGGCCAAAGAUUUCUGGAGCAAUCGAGUUGGCGAGUCUCUCAUAUGUCUCUGUCAACAAUCCGGCUCUCAGAGCACGGAAACCAGUGUAUGGGGCAGGCAAGAAAAUUCCGGCAACAUCAACAAUGUCUCCUGGGUUCAUAGACCGCACAAGGUCUCCGUUAACGUGGAUGGUAAGUGUUCUUGGAAUAUGACCGACAGGAACCUGGUUUGCAAGUUCUUGGAUCUUGACGUCCUGGAAAGCAGAGAACUUCGAGGCUCUGGUACUUGGGAACAGUUUUCCGCGAUGCUGGUUGCUCAUACAUCUUUCGGAAGUGCACUCAGUCAAAGGAGUAAAGGUUCUGGUGUUGACUUCUUGGAAAAUCUCAAAUCCACACGUAUCACAAGUAUAUGCGGUGACUUUCACGGUUGGCUUGACAUCGCUCACUCUGGUGACGAUUCCUCUCACAGUGAUCAGCUUUCCCAAGCAGGAGCCUUUCACGUCUCGCACGGCGAGGGCUUUUCCUCCCUUUGCGCUCACGGUAAGUGGUCGGAAGUAGAUGAAGUACCGUCUGGUCAAUUGGGGUGGAAACAAGUUUGGAGUCUCAACAUUUCUCAAGUCCUCGGAGUCCUCGCCCAACUGGGUCUCGGCAAGCUCCUCACGGUGCUCGUUUUCGAUUCGCGCAUUUCUGAGUUUUCUCUGGUGGAUAAUCACAUCCAGCACGUCGUCUUUAUGGGAGAUGUUAACUGUAGGGUCAGGCAUGAUUUCGUCCACAACUUGAGAGAACAACUCGACAUAGUGGUAGGUAUUGUUGACAAUUAG
Ogataea philodendri is the source of this 1431-nucleotide messenger RNA. RefSeq lists its product as uncharacterized. The coding region runs from base 1 to 1431 and encodes 476 amino acids. The record is from RefSeq and is a predicted model, not a curated record. The transcript is spliced from 3 exons. Lineage: Eukaryota; Fungi; Ascomycota; Pichiomycetes; Pichiales; Pichiaceae.